AUGGAUAUUUUAAUAAAAAUUCUAUUUUUCUUUAUAUUAAUAAUAAAAAAUGACACAAUAAAUCUUGAAUCUAAAUAUGAUUGUUGGGGAUAUGAAGAAAAUUGUCAAUUUAAUUCAAGUUUUUCAUUUAAUAAAAUAAAAUGUAAAAAAAAUAUUUUGAAUGAAGAUAAAAAUUUGUUUUUUAAACAAGGUGAUUUUGGAUAUAUAAUACCUCAUAUAUCAUCUUUAAAAACAAUAUGUGAUUCCGGAAAUCAAUAUGAUGGUUCAUUUUUACAAUGCUCUGAUCAUUUACGUUAUUGUACAGGAAAAAAUAUUUUUUUUGAUUUGAAAAGUCUUGAUUUAAAAACUACCAAAAGAUAUAAAGAGGAUAUUAUUCAUAAUGGAGAAGUUGGUGGUAAUUGUAAAAGGAAAUUUGAUAGAAAUUUGUUAAAAAAAAGAUGUGAUCAAAAAGGUUACCUACAAAGUUGGGGACAUGAAUUAGAGCAUUUUGAAAAUUAUAAUAAUUUUGAAAUAAAUAAUGAUAAUUGUGAUGUUAUAUUUGAAAAACCAACAAUAAUUAUAAAAUUAGAUGCAUCUGUUAAUAUGUAUCAUCAUUUUUGUGAUUUUUUGAAUCUUUAUGCAUCACAACAUAUAAAUAAAACUUUUAAUUUAGAUGUUGAAAUUUUAUGGUGGGAUACAUCUGUACAGGGAUAUGUUGAUGAAAUAUUUGGUGAUGUGUGGAAAAGUUUUUCUUAUCAUAAACCAAAAGAAUUGAUAAAUUAUAGAGGUAAAAAAUUAUGUUUUAAAAAUGUUUUAUUUCCAUUAUUGGCAAGACAAUUAAUGGGAUUAUUUUAUAAUACACCAAUUAUUAAUGGUUGUUCUGGAACAGGAUUAUUUAAUUCAUUUAAUCAAUAUCUUAUUGAAAGAUUAAAUAUAUCACAAUAUGGUCCAAAAUUAAAUAAAUUAAGAGUAACAUUUCUUUCAAGAUCAACAAAUUAUAGAAAAAUAUUAAAUGUUGAUAAGGUAAGUUAA
Messenger RNA from Strongyloides ratti, 1011 nucleotides. Its product is annotated as EGF domain-specific O-linked N-acetylglucosamine transferase. The coding region runs from base 1 to 1011 and encodes 336 amino acids. NCBI's taxonomy places the organism in Eukaryota, Metazoa, Nematoda, Chromadorea, Rhabditida, Strongyloididae. The transcript has 2 exons. The record is from RefSeq and is a predicted model, not a curated record.